Molecule: messenger RNA, 1003 nt
Organism: Triplophysa rosa
Lineage: Eukaryota; Metazoa; Chordata; Actinopteri; Cypriniformes; Nemacheilidae
Gene: mtif3
Product: mitochondrial translational initiation factor 3
Exons: 4
Coding region: 179-1003 (274 amino acids)
Biological process (GO): mitochondrial translational initiation; ribosome disassembly
Cellular component (GO): mitochondrion
Molecular function (GO): ribosome binding; translation initiation factor activity
Source: RefSeq, a predicted model, not a curated record
CGCAUGCGUCAGGGGCGUUCUUCAGAAAAGCGUCUUUUUGCUUCACGUUCGAGGAUUAUUUAUUUAUUUCGAGACAACAAUUUAUUUUCAUGACUGUGAUUGUUGAAAUAUUCUCCUGACUGAUAGUGAUCUGAUUCGUUUAUUUCGUCUUUGAAGUCGCUCCUCUAGCUCUCCAGUGAUGUCUCUGGGAUUCCUGAGGUUUGUUUUGAGUCAGGCACUGAGCCGCCGUCCUCUUCGACCCGUCAGCCACAUCACUGUACUUUCAUCAGCCCUCAGGCCUGCAUGGGGUCACCACACCAUCUCACCCUACCAGCGUGUUUCCUUCUGCACAGAUGCUGAGAGUGUCGAUGUGGCCGAUCACCCAAAGGAGACUAAAAAGCUGGACCCAAGAGCACGAGUCACUUUUAGCAGCGUGGGUAGGAAGAUCGGCCAGCGGCACAUACAAUUAUUGGGUGAGGAUGGUGAGGAGUUGGGCACGGUGCACCGCGCUGAAGUGGUUCGAAUGAUGGACCAAACGGGACUAAAGCUUGUUGCCAUAAAUGAAAAUUCUGAUCCUCCAUUAUACAGACUGAUGAAAGGCAAACAGAUACAUGAAGAGCAGAUGAGACUCAGGGAGACACAGAAAGCCAAGACAGGCCCUGUCCAGUCAAAGGAGUUGAAUUUCUCCUCUGAUAUUUCUCUUCAUGAUUUGGAGACUAAACUGCGGCAGGUUGUCAGCUGGCUGGAGAAGAAGAAUCACGUCAGACUCACGAUCAAAGCUGGAGCUGACAGAAGCACACCUUUGGAUGAAGUCUUGACUCAGAUGGUGGAGAGGAUAACAGUGCCUGUCGGGUUUGUAUCAAAACCCACAGUGGUUCGUGGGGGUCGUGCUGCCAUGUGUGUCCUCCGCCUCGCUUCUGCUAAAGAACUGCGGCAGAAGGCGACAGACACUUCAAACAAGACUGUACAGCGAGACCCGGACACGCCAACAUCUGCCACAGAGAAACCAAAAGACUCGAAGUAA